Molecule: messenger RNA, 792 nt
Organism: Amorphotheca resinae ATCC 22711
Lineage: Eukaryota; Fungi; Ascomycota; Leotiomycetes; Helotiales; Amorphothecaceae
Exons: 2
Coding region: 1-792 (263 amino acids)
Source: RefSeq, a predicted model, not a curated record
AUGGCUCGUCCCUAUAAGAGCCAGCUGGAGAUGAUAAGGCAGAAGGCACUCGCUGAUGGAUGCACCCACGCAAUCUUCUGGGAGAAAUGGAGUGCGACGAUGACCUCUGUCCUUCAGGACAAUCCAACUAUGAGCUCUGACUCGCAGAUCUACAAAGCGGAGAAGACUUUCUUCGAGAAGCACUAUAAAGCAUUCACCGCCUCGUCUGCUGCGAAAAAGCAGGAACCGAAAAAGCAAGAACCAGCUCGGAUUCAGAGACCAGAGAUUGACCUUUAUCGCUCAGGACCUCAACCUGUUCUUGCCAAAGCCCCCGAGACCGUAUUCGCCCCAUCGCUGGAUAUCAGAACUGCUGAAUCCUCGGGAAGCCAGGUCGUUCAAUUCAAUAAUAAUAAUCCACCAAGCCAGCCCGAUACUCUUGAGCCAAACCACGCGACUUGCCUUUCAGCAGACGCACCAGCGGGUUCCCGCAGCACAACGCGACCCCCAGCAUUCCCAUCUCAAACCACGAAGUCAGAAAUCAACUCCCCGAGCAAAGUGAAUGAAAAGGCCUUGACUACAAUCCCUUCUCAAUCGUUAUCUAAGGAGAAAGCUGCAGGUUCACAGGUGAAGACUGAAGAAAACACGCAGGGCUUCAGUUUAAGAGACGAGGUCGGCGAGAUAAUUGACUACUUGAUGGCCGAUGUUUGGCCACCCCCGACACACAAGAGAGCAUUAUCUCCAUCGAUGGAUGACGGAGGGGGGGCAGGUGUGUUGGGAAAUAAGAAGAGAGUGAAGAGAGAGGAAGGGGAAUGA